Messenger RNA from Exophiala oligosperma, 1781 nucleotides. RefSeq lists its product as uncharacterized. NCBI's taxonomy places the organism in Eukaryota, Fungi, Ascomycota, Eurotiomycetes, Chaetothyriales, Herpotrichiellaceae. Gene Ontology annotation, cellular component: nucleolus. The coding region runs from base 54 to 1691 and encodes 545 amino acids. The transcript has 3 exons. Gene Ontology annotation, molecular function: GTP binding. The record is from RefSeq and is a predicted model, not a curated record.
CUCACCGCAGACAAAACCAGUCACCGGCGUUACGAUCAGUCAGAGCCCUAACAAUGGUCAAAUCAUUCUCCAAGUCUAAGCGCACGCCGGUGCGGUUAAGACACAAAAUCGAAAAGGCGAGUGCCGCUAAACAGAGGAAAUCGAGAAAAGAAGCCAAAAAGAACCCGCAAUGGAAGUCAAGGCUGAAGAAGGACCCGGGUAUCCCCAACCUCUUUCCUUUCAAAGAAAAACUGCUUGAAGAAAUCGAAGAGAAGAAAAGACAAAAGGCGGAAAAUGCACAGAGAUUACGGGAUGCUGCCAAAGACAAGAAGAAGAGUAAAUCGCAACAUGAUGACAUAGAUGAGGACGACCUGAUGGAAGAGGAUGAGGACUUGCUAGACGAAGAGAUGGAUGAAGAUGACGACGAUGAUGAUGAUGCUCAGAACUCUUCCAAUCCCCUGGCUGCCCUGGUUGCAUCAGCCCAAGCACGAGCGGCAGAGUACGAUGGAGGGGCUCUUGCAGGCGACAUUUCAGGGGACGAUGAUGACGAUGUAGAGGCUGGCGGUGUGCAACUUUCCGAGACCAUGGCCGCAGAUCACAGGAACCCAGACUCAUCACGGAGAGCGUUCGACAAGAUUUUCAAACAAGUCCUAGAUGCUGCAGAUGUCGUUCUGUACGUAUUGGACGCCCGAGACCCAGAGGGAACGAGGUCGCGAGAGGUCGAACGACAGAUCAUGUCCGCUGAAGGAGGAUCGAAACGCUUGAUCCUUGUGCUGAACAAGAUUGACCUUGUACCUCCGCCGGUUCUAAAGGCUUGGUUGGCCCAUCUACGACGGUACUUUCCCACGAUACCACUCCGAGCAUCGACGCCUGCUUCAAACGCACAGACCUUCGACCACAAGCAACUCACUCUCAAAGCGACGUCCGAGACCCUUCUUCGAUCAUUAAAGAGCUACGCGGCCUCCAAACAACUAAAGAGGUCGAUUUCGGUCGGUGUCAUUGGAUACCCCAACGUAGGAAAGUCGUCUGUCAUCAACGCCCUGACGUCGCGGUUAAACAAAGGCGCCCAGAGCUUUGCGUGCCCUGUCGGGUCAGAAGCCGGCGUGACGACCAGCCUGAGAGAGGUAAAAAUCGACAGUAAGCUUAAAAUCCUGGACUCCCCCGGUAUAGUGUUCCCUUCGACGGUGGACGGCGAAGACAAGGAAGGCAAGCAACGACGCAAGGCGGAGCAUGAAGCCAGGUUGAUCCUCUUGAAUGCCCUCCCACCCAGCCAGAUCAGCGAUCCUAUCCCUGCCGUGAGUCUGCUCCUGGACAGACUGUCCGGCUCAGAGGCUCUCUUCGAGAAGUUGUUGUCACAUUAUGGCGUGGUCGCAUUGGGUCCUUUCGGCCAAGGGGACAGGACGACAGAUUUCCUGGUCCAGGUGGCCCGGAAGAGGGGCCGGCUUGGACGAGGCGGUGUUCCGAACUUGAAUGCUGCCGCUAUGGCGGUGAUCACCGACUGGAGAGACGGUCGCAUCCAAGGAUGGGUUGAAGCACCGACUCUCAAGGUCGCGCAGGACAUGCAGAUGGUGGAAGCCGAAGAAGACAAGGCUCUCCCCACGGGUGUGGAUAGAAAGGAGAUUGUCAAGGAGUGGGCGGCGGAGUUCAAGAUUGAUGGACUCUGGGGUGAUGAUAAGGGCAAUUCGACUGGAGACGAUGCUAUGCAGUUGUAGUCAUGAGGGAUGUUAUGAAGCCAAAAGCGUCAUGUGUUGAGUAUCGUUGAUGCGUUGCGUGAAUAAAAUUACUAUGAUGAUUGACGUCCC